UGAUUCAGUGCCGGCCCGGGGGGGACAGGCAGCCGGUCCUCCCGAGCGCAGCCGUUUUUCCCUGGGCUGUCUUGGCGGCCGGGGGCGCGGAUCCAGCCGCUCGCUCGUCCCUGAAACGCUCCGUGCGUCUGUGCCCGGGCUGCGGAGCGCUGCUGCGAGCACACCGCUGGCACAGCGCGGGCGGGGACCGAGGGUGCUGUGCCCUGGCUACGGGCUCUGCACAGACCCGCCCCUUGGAGGAUUUGUUCUAGCUGCGCCAAGCUGGUUUUUGCAGGACAACUUAAGGUAGAAGAAUAAGAACAGAAACUGGAGUCAUUCACAGUGACAAUAUUCUCACCUGAAGAGAGAUGGCAGAAAUCAAUUCUCCUGUAAAUAUCAAGGAAAAGAUCAAUGCAAUCCGAUUAAUUGUUCCAAACAAAAGCAAUAAUGAGAUAGUUCUGGUGUUGCAGCAGUUUGAUAACAAUGUAGACAAGGCUGUUCAAGCUUUUAUGGAUGGCAGUGCCACUCAGGUUCUAAAGGAAUGGAAUAUGACAGGGAAGAAGAAGAACAAUAGGAGAAAACGAGGCAAAUCUAAACAGCAUCAAGGCAAUAAAGAUCCUAAAACCAAGAAUGGUGGACCUGAGAAGGCAUCUCAAGAGCCCCAGGGAAUAUAUGACUGUCAUCUGAAUGUAUGCUCUAAGGACAACUCUUGCAGUGGUUCUAACGGUCAGAAACUGGAAGCUGCUUCUCUUGAGAACAAAGGAUUUGUAGAGUCAGUGCUGGUCUCUCCAGAAAUCACAGACAAAGAACAAGAACACCAGAGAGAAUCUGUGGAAUUAAAGCCAAAGACUAUGAAUGGAGUAGAACAGCAUGAGUCUCUUCAGUCAUCAGUUCAACUCCAGUGUAACCUAGGCAGACCAAAGUCAAAAUCUUCCUCAGUGAAAUCAUCUAAUGCUGCAACCCAACUUGAAACAAAGGCAGAUGAUUCAGUAAAAAAAAGAGGGCCAAACAUUGAAAAAUCAGUAAAAGACUUGCAGCGUUGCACCGUUUCUCUAACCAGAUAUCGUAUGAUGAUCAAAGAGGAAGUGGAUAACUCGGUGAAGAAGAUCAAAGCUGCUUUUGCAGAAUUACACAGCUGCAUCAUAGACAAAGAAGUGUCAUUAAUGGCAGAAAUUGAUAAAGUUAAAGAAGAAGCCAUGGAAAUCCUGACUGCUCGGCAGAAGAAAGCUGAGGAGCUGAAGAGACUGACAGACCUAGCCAGUCAGAUGGCUGAAGCACAACUGUCUGAACUCAGAGCUGAAAUUAAGCACUUUGUGAGUGAACGGAAAUAUGAUGAAGAGCUGGGCAGGUCUGCCCGAUUUUCCUGUGACACAGAACAGCUGAAGACCCAAAUUCAGCUCUGUGGAGAAAUUUCUCAUCCAAAGAACAACUAUUCCUCAAGAACACCAUGUAGCUCGGUGCUGUCUUCAAUGACCUCGCAUGCAACAACUGGCAAGCAAAAUACGCACAUCCGAAAGUCCUCUAGUAAUGCCAAGAACUUUGAUAAUAAACCAGCCAGCACUAAAGUACAAAGUCAUCUUUCUCCCAAUCCUACCGAAUCUUCUUCCCAAGUAAUCCCAACAAAUAAGCAGAAUGGGCCUCCUAGCCAGAGACGAAGAUUCAACCCACAGCACCAAAACGUCCGGCUCAAUGGAUCUCUUAAAUCACAAGGUGCCAGUAAUGAGGCAGAUCAAAAUAAUGUGAAGAGUGGUUCCAGGUCUGAACACAGAAGACAGCAGCAUAACAGCUUCAGAUCUAAAAAUAAAGGAGCUAUGAAAAAUCAAGAGCAGUCCACAACUACAAGGACCACAGAGAAUCCGACACAUUCAGAAAAGGCCCGACGAAAGCAUCAUACACCCGACACCACAGACCACAGGCCUUUCCAAGGCGGUGCUGGCAGAGCGUCACAAUGCAACUUAUGUCCCACAAGGAUGGAGGUCUCUGCCGAUGCCACUGUUCUUUCAGUGCCAGCUGUGACUUUGGUGGCUUAAAAUGUCACGGUGACAGCAGACAGAGAAGUUUAAUCUCUUCAUUUUAGUUUCUUGCUCGAGAUGCUUGCUGGUGAAAGAAAAUGUCAGAACAUAGUCAUUUUAAAUCUGUUGCUGCUUAAAACUUGUUGGUAUCUUUAUUACUUACUAAUUAUCAAAAUUAAUUCAUACUUUCAAGGCUUUUCCCAAUAUGUUCACAGUACAGAAUCCUACCAAAGCAGCAUUUACUACUUAGAAAAGUGAAAUCUAGACGGGAAAAAUAAAAGGAUAAUUAAAUUCAUAAUAGCAAAAACCUGUUGUAGAUAUGUGGUUAAUAGCAGUCAACAUUAUUGUUUUUUAGAGCAGUCUGUGUUAGAAGGAUCCCAGGAAGUCUGUAUGCUGUGGUCUGCAAUGAAAUCAGAUAAUCUUGUAGAAUUUUUCAGCAAAUCUCUAUACAUCUCUUUCUUUCUGUGCGUGUAUACACGUACAUGCAUGCACACUGUAUACACAGAGAGUAUUGUUAUAUACAAGAACAUUUGAAAAAGCCGUACAUUUGAUUUUAGUUUAUUAUUCCAUAAUCUGAGAUCUUUAAAUUCAAGUAUAAAUUGUAUUAAAUGCAUUACAUAUUGGUAUUUUUCCUUGACAAACUAUUUUUAUGAGGCUGAGGAGAAAUGCUCAUUUCUUAAGUUUGGAAUGUAUAUAGUCAUGGCUAUUCAGAUGCACAGCCCUAUUCUCCAUUCUUAUCAGCCACUUUUCUAUGACUAGUUGGAUUUAUUUUUUUGCAUAUGAAAAAGUUGCAGGUGUUCUAGACUUGAAUCCCAAAUUAUUUUUCUAUAUUGUUGCUGUAGGAACCAUCUGUCCAUAAUGAGAGCUAUGACUAAUAAAUUUGUUACAGCAACGUGCAGCAGAAUGUGGAGGUACAUAUUUGAGUAGAUACUACAUCAUUCUGAGUUUUCUAUUAAAAUAAAAAUCUUACUUAGUCUUAAUGUUCUGAUUCUGUAUUUCAGAAAAUCUGUUUCUUCCAAAAAAUUAAAAUUUUCUUUCUAAAAUAUUCUGGUGUUUGCUGCUUUGCAGUGCCUAGCCUUUGUGAUCUUACUCAAAUUUUAUUUGCUUAAUUCAGCUGGUAUCAGUGGAAUGCUUUCAGCUGAGUUUAGAUUGGACUAGACUUCUGCUUUUAGCUAGAUGCUAAUGCCACAAGUUGCUAGAUUCUAAUGCAUGGAACAGAGCCUUCCCAUGAGAGCCACCUCCAUCCUGGACAUACUUCUAAGUUAUUAUUUAACAAAGUAAGGUGUGAGAAUCCAGAAUCAAGUGAACUAGUGGCCUCAGUGUCUGAAUCAGAAAGGUGUAAAAGGUCAGUAAUAGUCGGACACUUGAAUAUCUUUAAAAGUUUAUUCCUAAGUUAUUGUUUGCUAUUGCUUUUUAUCAGCUUUCUCUGCCUAGUUCCUGUUAGCUGACUGCACACUUCAUUAGCACUGUCUGGUUUACUUUUCCUCUGUGGCCCUUGAAAAAUAAUCUCAAAGUGUAGAGUGAGGUGCAUUCCUUAUGGGUGAUUUUGAUUAUUUUUAUUUCUCUUGAUAUCUGUAUACAGUUUUCCACACGUGAAUAUUGGUAAAACCUGAUUUUAAAAGGCAGAUAACUCAUCUUCAUCUGGAAGAGUGGUGAAAGAAAAACAAACAUGCAUAGGUGAACACUGGCUUUAUUAGCACUGCAAGCACUGCUUCUAUGCUAGAUUAUCUAUCAUGCUUUAAACUGAGUAUUUUGAGUAAAUGGGACUGAAAUUCCAGAAUCUUUCGUGCACACCCAUCAGCUAGGUAGCUUUUUCAAAAUUUAUCUGCUGCCUUAUGGUUUGACCUGUAACCUCACUGUAAGAGAUGUAAUAAUAAUUUCCAUGCAGAUAUUGCACAGGAAUCUUACUAUAUUGUCCUUAUAUAAUUUGUGAAAUUUAUAUAUGUCUCUUCUUGUAACCCCUCCUAAAAAAAGAAAAUCUAAUUUAACUCGAAUGACUUUUACUCCUUCUUUAUAGCUUCUUUACUUGACAGGAUCAUUGAAAGUUAUUUUAUUCCAUAAAUCAGCUUCUCACAAGUAGGCUUCUGCAAAUAAAUAAAAUCUGUCAUGCCAGUCAUAACUCAGCACUAACCUUGGGCUCAUCAGUACCAGAUAACCUUUGAUGUAUGGAGGCUCAGUUUGUGACAGACCCAGGACUAACAGGUGAGAGACAGCAUUUUGCUUCAGACUGUGAUGCAAACUCAGUUUCUUUGAUGAGGGAUGUAAGCGUGGAUUUGGUUGGGCUGGUUCUGGGAAUGCUGCAGUCUCAGCGCACCGAGCGUGUCUGUGCUCUGAACUGUAGCUGUGGUCAGAAUGGUAUCUCUUCAUCAUUCACUUGUGUCUAUGUAUGCUUGGAAUUAUAUCUGCCAGUUUCUCAAAGUGUUUUACUGUUCAAAAUACUUAAAAAGUAAUUCUUGGGCCUAUCUUCAACAAUUUCUUUUAAUCUUGUAAUUACAGAACUAGUUAUGUGUGAUACUCCUUUUAAGGUAAGGGAUUCAGUCAGGGAAUUAAGGGCAGGACAAGGCUUGGCUUUUAGGCCAGACAUCUUUUUUUAAAAACACCCUCAAUUUGCAAAGCAAAUACAGCUGUUUGGCAUCACUCACAAAUACGGAUAUUUCCGCUGCACUUUGUACACUCUUUCAAAAGUGGAAACACACCUUAAAGGGCAGUAUUUUAAAGCAAGUUGGAUCUGUUUGUCUUCUAUGUAAGAUUAAACUCAGAGUAAGGGCAGAACUCAGCAAAAUAAAGGGCCAAAUACACAGCUGUAAAACUAAAAAGAGAAGGUAACAACACAGCCAGACUAUUUGGAAAACUUACAUUAUUUAGGCAUGUUUAGAAUAAAAGGGUU
Messenger RNA from Athene cunicularia (burrowing owl), 4878 nucleotides. It is a transcript of the gene SPATS2L, whose product is annotated as spermatogenesis associated serine rich 2 like. Gene Ontology annotation, molecular function: protein binding. Lineage: Eukaryota; Metazoa; Chordata; Aves; Strigiformes; Strigidae. Bases 348 to 2009 code for a protein of 553 amino acids. Gene Ontology annotation, cellular component: cytoplasm. The record is from RefSeq and is a predicted model, not a curated record. The transcript is spliced from 14 exons.